Molecule: messenger RNA, 2004 nt
Organism: Protopterus annectens (West African lungfish)
Lineage: Eukaryota; Metazoa; Chordata; Ceratodontiformes; Protopteridae
Gene: SHTN1
Product: shootin 1
Exons: 9
Coding region: 1-915 (304 amino acids)
Source: RefSeq, a predicted model, not a curated record
AUGCUGUUGGUAUAUGACACCAGAUUAAGCACAACAGGCAUUAUGGGAGAUGACUACAUGGCAAACACUCACCAGGUAUUAAUUUAUGUGUUUAUUGUACCCAUUUCAGUUGAAGAACUGCAAAAACAACUGCAGAGGGCACUGAAUCCGAUACCAAAUAUUCCCCCUCCUCCUCCACCACCACCGCCACCUCCGCCCCCACUGCCUCCUGUAUCCAGUAAUCCAAUACGGUCCUUGAUGUCAAUCAUUCGCAAGAAACCUCAUGCAAGUCAGAAUGCAGAGACACAGAAGACUGCACAGCAAGGAUCAGACAGUUUACCUGAUCUAAAGAAACAAGCUGUGGAUGAAAUGAUGGCAAGAAUUAAGAAAGGAAUUAACCUCAGACCAGUCAACCAAGCAAGUAGGACUAAAGAAAUGACUGUGAAUGUCAAAUCUCCUGACAGUGCUGUACAACAACUUAAAGUAAUACUGCAUCAGGAUCUGACUUUGGAGGCCUUCUGCAGCAGUAUUGAAAUUUCCUCUUCUGCUGUCCUUGAAUUGGAGACCUCUAGGUCACCAGUUAAGAGCAGAGGACCCAUUCUGCCAGAAGAAAACCAGGAGACUGAGUUAGAAAAAAUCCUGCGGCGCAGAAAAAUUACAACAGAACAAGGAGAGUCUUCUGAUGUAGUUGAGUCAGAUUCCAGAUCGUCUUCUGGCCUACCCAAAUAUAACUUUGAAAGAUCACUCACCAGGCAAAAAUGUAUAAAGCGGACCAAAGAUCAAGAGACUGAAAGAGGUGACACAGUGUCUUUAAGUAAUGAAAGAACAGCUGAGCCGAUCAGCAAUGGAGGAACAACUGCAAGCAACAUCGUAAGCAGCUGCAGUGAGACUAGCAUUUCUUCAGAGCAUCAAGGCCCUACUACAAGUGAAGCGUAGUCCUCCAUGUUGUACUUGCAAUGCAACAUAUGGACCUUGGAAGAUCCCGAAAGAGAGUGAACAUAUUUCUUCAUUACAGUUCUGGACUUUUUUUUUUUUUUUUUUUUAAGUGCAUCUCUGAGGUGAACAAAAGUGUUUAUUUAAGGGGCAAAUUUCUUUUCCACAAACCAGAUGUUAAUGGAGAGAUAUUGUUUACUCUUUAAUAACUGGAGUUCUAUUACUUCCACAAAUAUUUGGGUGAUAAUUUGCCAAACAGGUGUUAGAUUGUUUUGUUUUUUUUUUAAUCCCGAAAUGCUUAUGUACUCCCAAGUAUUUUUAUUAUCCAUGGGAUAGUGAUACAUUUGCCAAACUUGAAUGAAAAUAAUUUAACUUACCUCACUCACUGAUGGAUGUGGGCCUUAAGUUUGGACCUUUCCAUGCCCAAAAAUAAAUUGCUGAAGUCAUACUCUAUAGUCCUGCUUUGACAAAUGUGGCAUCCCUUAAGGAAUUAUGGUCUGAAGCAAGCACAGCAUGAGUGCUUUUCCUGCCUGUUUUGGGGAUAGCUAGAUGUUUAUACUAGGUAGCUGACUGGAAAAAUGUUAUGCCUAAUUAAUUUUUACAUAAACUUGUUCAAUUACAUGGUUUUAAAAAAAGUAUAUAGUGCAUUUUUAAAUGACCAGUGUCCUCUGGUAGUGUUGCCACUCUCUUUAAAUUAAGGCUUCUUCUGCUCUGAGCUAAAUAUCAGACUUUAAUGCUGCUUUUUGGAUUUCAAACUCCGAUUAUUUUGUUAUUUUAUUUUUUGUUUUAAUUUUAUGAUGUGCAAAAAUGUAGUAAAUAUUUAUCAUUGAUAUAGACCUAAGAACUAAGGUAACAUUCUACUUUACAUUCCUAGGUACACGUGACUAAUUCUUGAAUUAUUGCCUUAAUUUCAUACAGUAAUUCUUAACCUAGAAGUCAACCUACUUCCUUCGCACUCUAUGCCUCUGUGUUGUUUACAGAUAGGUUCUACAGCAGGGAGUAGCAGUCUAUGUGUCAGUAUGUAAAAAUAUUUCUGAUUUUGCAUUGUAUAUUUUUGGUCCUGUAUAUAUAAAUUUCUUUGUACAGUACAAA